Molecule: messenger RNA, 1073 nt
Organism: Neohortaea acidophila
Lineage: Eukaryota; Fungi; Ascomycota; Dothideomycetes; Mycosphaerellales; Teratosphaeriaceae
Exons: 3
Coding region: 10-936 (308 amino acids)
Biological process (GO): peptidyl-proline hydroxylation to 4-hydroxy-L-proline
Cellular component (GO): endoplasmic reticulum
Molecular function (GO): procollagen-proline 4-dioxygenase activity; iron ion binding; L-ascorbic acid binding
Source: RefSeq, a predicted model, not a curated record
AUGUGAAGAAUGGAGAUGAAGUCGCACCUCAAAGAAAAGCGGAGCCCUCUUCAUCCAUCUUCUCCCUCCGCCACUCUUCCACUCCGAACCAAGCAUGCCUGCAAUAUGUCGAACAACCAACCCUUCCGAUGGCGCACCAUCAUCGAAGUGGCUGUCAUCUCAAUAGUCCUCUACAUCAUCGUCGGCGCCCCCGGCCUGCCCUUCAGCAUCUUCAAAUCGACGGGCGACAGCGAGCAGAAUGUGCCAGCAGCGCGGGCAAAAGUGGAAUCGCUCGUGCACCCCGAUCCAGGAUUGAAGUGUGCUACGCAUGACUUUGCCGUCCAUCUGCUCGACACGAAGCCGCUAGUAGUGUACAUCGAGGGCUUUUUGACGAACGAUGAAGCGCAGCAUCUCAUAGACAUCAGUGCCAACAAAUGGCAAGCGUCGACCGUGUUCAACGCCGGCGUGGAAACCCAAGACGACAGCGUGCGCAAGUCGGAAAAGGCGCUCAUUGAGAGAGACGAAGUGGUGCAGUGUGUGGAGCAGCGGGCGCUCGCGUUCCAAGGUUGGCCGCGCGAUACGUACAUCGAGCGCCUGUGGACGCAGCGUUAUAAUACCAGCGGCCACUACUCGUAUCAUUACGACUGGGCGAGUGGGAGCAAGUGGUCAAGGAGAGCGAGUACAUUCAUGGUUUACGUCGGGGAUGAGUGUACGGGCGGAGGGACGCAUUUUCCAAAACUGCAAAUGCCCACGGAUGAGCGGUGGUGUCGGUUUGUCGAGUGUGGUGGAGAUGGGGACGAGGGCGUCACGUUCAAGGCGAAGAAGGGCAAUGCGGUGUUUUGGAUGAAUUUUGAUGCGGAUGGGAGAGGGUAUGAAGAGACGAUUCAUGCUGGCAUGCCCGUGACGAGUGGGACGAAGGUUGGGCUGAACAUCUGGAGUUGGUACCAGCGGAGCUGAUGGAUAGACCAUCCUUUCACCCUGCCUGUAACGGAUGACAUGGCGAAAGGCUGACUUGGUCACGUGAGCUUGCCUUGUAGUGAUCGAGUAGAGCGACGAACAAGAAAUGGAGAACAACCGCAUCUGAUUGGCGUACA